Spirometra erinaceieuropaei is the source of this 15515-nucleotide messenger RNA. The record is from the annotation of a GenBank genome assembly. NCBI's taxonomy places the organism in Eukaryota, Metazoa, Platyhelminthes, Cestoda, Diphyllobothriidea, Diphyllobothriidae.
AUGAGGUAAGCGACUCAGCCUUUCAAAGAUUUUGGAGAAUUCUCAAUGCUGUUGCAGAGAGGCGACUGGACGAAUCUAGGCUAUCCCGCACAAGUCCUCGUAGGAGUUUGCAGGGAUGGAUCUGUCGCAAAGACGAAUCGGAUUCUUAAUACUCACUAGACUUGAGGACACCCAGUAGACAGAAAUUCCGAUAAAAGUGAUAUCCCCCGAGGUCGCAAAUUUCAAACCAAUUAAAAACUGCGCUGUCAGCAGGCAAAGCUGGGUGUGCGUAAGUUUUCCUUCCCCGUCAGUGUGGUCAACCAUGGAAUGUCUUGCCGGCAGAUAUUGAGAUACGGGCAACGAGGGAAAGUUUUAAAAGUAACAUUGACAUAUUUGUGUACCGAAAUGAACUAGAGCGGCGACAGACCGGUUCAAACCCUGAGACUCAUACACAAUUCGUCACACUAUCGUGGGCCCAUUUGAGAUAUUUCAGCAUACAUGUUUCCUUUAUGCACUGCACCCAAUCUUACGUUGCAAAUAGGGUACUUAAAGACUCACGCAUAUUUUCCUCAGUAAACUGAACUGAACUGAAUAUAUGUUUCGAACGCUCGAUUAAGAAGCUCUUUGUCAAAGUUAAGGAAGAAUGUUCUGAUUUCUCCCAGGAUACACAUAGCCUUCUUUGUUAUCUUGGCCUAUUGAAACUAAGGUUUGAGAGAAGGCGUCAUCCAUACACCUCGGUUCCUCAACUUGUUUACUGGCUUGACCUUGGGACUUCCGAUGAAACACUGAUAUUCAAACUUCAUCAUCUUUCUGCGACUAGACCGCAGACUAGAUCGGAUGACUUGAUAUUUGCAUCUCCCUCUUUAUUCCUGGACUAGCCUUCUCCCCACCCCCGGCGUGUGCUUUCCCAAUCUGCUUCACAGCAUACCAUCUGCUCUCUUAGGUUCACUGAAAAACAUUUCAUGUACCAGUCUAACUCUAAUGCCAUCUACGUCGCUUAAUAAUUCUAGCAUCUUCUUCUGUGUUUGCUUGCUUUGGUUCGACCACUGGUAUCUUAAAGUAGACCAUCUUCAAUUCUUCUGUAUUAUUUAUUGCUAGCCCACUUGUUUAAGUACGUCAGUGUUUCGGUCCUAUAUAUUGGAUUGUGGCGCACUUCUGGUUGAUUGUUAGUUGUGAGUAGUGCCGGGGCGUCCACCCACAAAAGGUUAUUGCAAAUACAGUGGUGCAUUCGAAAGAGCAUUUUUUUGUUGUCGCUGCCGCCAUAGUCUAGUGUUCUUUGUACUCUUCUUUUGAAUAUUUUAGUCGAUGCUUUCCUUAGUUGAAGAUUUAUCGACAGAGACAUUCGGUUUUUUUGCGAUGGUAGCCUGAGAAUUAGUUCCGUUUUACCACACGGUUGGGUGACUUCACGUGCCCAUUAAAUCGUUUCUCCAUAGCAUUUCCGGUAACUAUCAGUAGGAAAUGCGACUUGGUCCGCCGGCCUGGGCACAUGAAUGAUUCAGCUAGUGUUCUCGUAUGUGAAAUUUGUAGUUAGCCUUCUUUUGGGUGUACUACGUUAUGCCGGAUCUUCGCCUCUUCCUAAUCAUUAGGAGGCUCCGACCCAUUCUCAGACAUCUACAAUUUUCAUCUUGCAGCAUGAAUUCAUGAAAGAACGUUUGCCAUUUUGUACCUUUACUCGGAGGCGGUUUUUACCGAAGCGCCCUGUUUAUUUCGUGCGACGGGGUUUAUGUUAGUGUUAUGCACUGGAUACCCAUUUUAAGCUCGUUAAGUGAUGCGCGCCCCACCGAUUUUCCGUUCGCCAAUCUCGGACGAGGACGGUAAAGGUGUUAGUGGAAACCCACCAUGACCAAAAGUAAAUCGUUAAAGCUUUGUUCCGGGAGUCUGUGACUCCGCUUUGGCGCAGUAUCAAGACUAACUGUUCGUUCUGUAUCCUGUUUAGAACAAAAAUGCAUUUUGAAUUUUAAAAGACUAUUGAAAUCGUUUCUGCUCGGCUCUAGAGUUACUUGUGUUCACCAAAGUCGUGGUCAGAAGCAGCUCCACGGUCGCUCUGGUGCGGUAUUACACUUGUUCAUUUCUCGUACUUGCUAUCGAUCAGCGACCAAAGCUUGCCACUUGCUAUCCUUUUCGUCAGCAGAGCUACUUUGCCAUUCUUCAUCGCGUGCACCGUGAAGUGCGACUUACGGCAUCAUAAUAUUUUCUUUUAACAGGCAAAAUAUGUCGAAAUGCGAUCCGUUCCGCUCAAAAAACGAAUUCAAAGUCAAGAAGCAGAAACGUUCCCAAGGUUCGUCCCAUUACAGACCAAAGGCGCCGACUGAAUUAACCCCGCUACCCCUUCUCAAGGGUAUAUCCGCUUGCAUUAUAAUUUGAAAUAUCAGAUGCACCACCGAAUGAACAACAGGAUCUUUUCAUCAAAAAAUUGCAGCAGUGCUGUGUUGUUUUUGACUUUUCGGACUCUCUAUCUGACAUUCACAGCAAAGAAAUAAAGCGUUCCUGUUUAAAUGAGCUUGUGGAAUAUGUUACAGUAUCUCGAGGUGUAUUGAAUGAAAAUACUUAUCAAGACAUCAUCCGAAUGGUAUGUGUGCCAGUCACUUCUAAUUAGGUCACGGAAAUUCAGAUCGCGUGUAAUAUUUUCCGCACCCUCCCUCCUUCAGACAAUCCGGAUUUCGAUCCUGAGGAAGACGACCCAGUUCUAGACUCUGCUUGGCCCCAUCUUCUGGUAACUCGCGAGUUUUUCCGCUCAGUUACAAUAUUCAGUUCGUUUAUGAAUUCUUCCUGCACGUCCUUGAAUCAUCAGAAUUCCAGCCAACGAUUGCCAAAAAAUAUAUUGAUCACAAGUUUGUCCUGCAGGUACUUUUGCCAAUGAUAAUUUUUAUUGGUUGUAUCAGCUGUUAGAGCUGUUCGAUAGCGAAGACCCUCGUGAGCGCGAUUUGCUCAAAACAGUUGUUCACCGUAUUUACGGCAAAUUCCUUGGCCUACGAUCUUUUAUUCGGAAACAAAUAAAUAAUAUUUUUUUGCGGUGAGUACAGUAAUCUCAUUUCUUGACACCGCAUUUAGAUUUAUAUACGAAACAGAACAGUUUAAUGGUGUCGGGGAGUUGCUUGAAAUUUUGGGUAGCAUAAUAAACGGCUUUGCCUUGCCUUUGAAAUCUGAACACACCCGAUUCUUAAUCAAGGUGCUUAUCCCCCUUCAUAAGGCCAGGUCUCUGGGUAUGUUUCACGCCCAGGUACGUUCACCAUUGCAUUCACACUUGCUCUACGAAAUGUCAUGUCUUCUGUUUCAUGCGGUCUACUUUGUAUAUUUCUUAUUAGUUGCGUAGGAAUCGUGUUUAAGAUUGCUGUAUCCAAAGUUCUGUCACUGCCUCUGUAGCUUCUGUUUGUGCCUUUUUAGUGUGGGUUUGCCUGUAACCCUCUCGAAAUUGGCACUGACGGCUUACUGAAUAUGACCUAGUUAUAGUAUGUGCGUUCCUCUUUCAGUAACCACUCCUGUGAUUGAAGACUAUUUCGACAGUACUUUAGUGUCUCUUGAUGUUUCUUUUGGAUUUUCGUUUACCUUCAAUAAUUAUUGCCUGUUUUUUAAAGUCGUCUGACUUGUGAACCACACGUAGCGUAUCUGUGUGCAAAGUGCUUAGUAAACUUGCUGCCCCCUUUUUGUGGAGUUUGUAGCAGAAUACACUUUACAUAGCAGUGUUAUACUUGAUUAAGAAUUGCUAGUAACUUUCAAGACAUCAGGCUUAGUGAAAGGUUUUGUUUUUCGACGCCCUCUCAAUUUCUCUGAAACUUGAAUUGCGUGUUCGCACCUACGCUUUUAAUAAUAUAAAACCCUCUUUUUCAAGCUGGCUUAUUGCGUCGUCCAGUUCCUUGAAAAGGAUUACAGCCUGACAGAAGAAGUUGUUAAAGGACUUCUUAAGUUCUGGCCAAAGACGUAUUCUCAGAAGGAGGUCAUGUUCCUUGGAGAGAUCGAGGAAAUUCUGGACAUAAUCGAUCCAAAUCAGUUUAAGAAGAUUAUGGUGCCGCUUUUCCGACAAAUAGCAAAAUCUGUCUCAAGUUCUCAUUUUCAGGUAAUGCGAUCUUGUCUUGUAUAUACACUCUUUGUCUUCCAGAAACUGUGUCCGAAGUUACUGACGUUUUGAGCAAUAAUCCCCCUCUCGAUCAUUACUGUUAAUCUAGGUUCGUGGCUGUUCACUCUUGUUCAUCACUAACCUCACCUCUGUGACCUGAAUAGGACGCAGUAGAAAAUUAGGAACAGUUUAUUGCAGCCAUGUCUUGGAAGUGCAGUAAAGGACACGAAUGACACUACUACAUGCGGAAAUAGGAAGUCUUCAAUGUAGUCGCAAGAACCCUUCAAAUUGUUUCUCACUCGUCCAUUAUUUUGACUUUUUUGCCAAUUCGACAAACUGACUAUCAGUUGUGUCUUUUAAAAGGUAUGCAUAAGCCUUGUUAUAUUGUUUUUGCCCGUUGUCUUAGGCAAUGUCUUUCACCAAUGACAGGGCUACUAAAGUGCCGACGGCUUGUCAGGCUGAUUACUGCAUAAAAUGUCAGAGUUAGACGACUGCACUUAGACACAGUACUCACGACUGACCUUUAAGUAAGACCUUGUUGCCUUCGCUCACAAAGUCCAUUUUCACCAAACGGAUCACGAAAUGUAAUAUAUGCCAAGUCCCUGGAUUUUCGAGAACUACAAGCGUAUCUAUGUAAGCUGUAUGGUGCUGUGAAUCGGAAAAAUGGAGUCUACUGUAUUGGAAAAGCCAGCUGUCAGUCGACGCACUCGGGUAUGUGUCUCACCGCCCAGCGUAAUGACUACAGUUUAGCGGGACCCAUCCCAGUAUAAUCAGUACGAGGACGACACCAAUUUUGACAAGAUGCUUUCUGGAAACAGCUAAUGUCUAAAACAACCUUUAUUUCACAACCCGAAGAAACGAUCUUACUGCCUUGUUUCGACGGACGCCCUAAGCUUUCACACCAGCCAGUACUUAAUCGUUUGGUAACUAAGACAUGAUUUGCGGAUCUAUUCACAAGCAUGCCACAUACAUUACUCAUCAAGAGUCGUACAAAAGCAAGCUUUUUGGGUGGUUCGAAGUACACAACCCUCGCGGUUGGUGUCACAACACUUGAUUUGGGGAUUUACCUUACGCAUAUGUCAAAGGCAGUUUGCUUUUACAUGCUUCGUUGAUUAGAACAGGAAUAGUGUCUUAUUAGUGGCAGGCUUGUUUCUGGUCAGUACCGUUAAUUUAGACUAGUUGUAAUGCAAUCAACAUUAACUAGGGACUGCUAGAUUAUGGUAAUAUACCGUCCACUGAAUUCAAUUAAAAUUUGCAGAUUAGCCUUGUCUGCAAGGAAUUCCAACAAUUUUUAGCUCUAGUCUUGACUGCCGAUUCUUCUAAAUCUUCCCGCGGAAAAGUUGGACAGAAGGCUUGAAUCUUAAUCCACUGUUAGAAAGUGGAGCGGCGCGCGAAUCCACUUUCAAGACUCAUUGGUUUUCAAUGUGCGACCUGCAGCCACUGCGUAGUUUGUAGUCAAACGCAUACCCAGUCGGAGUUAUUCUUCUUAUGUUGAGUCGUUGUAGUCCUGCAUACAAUUUCUCGUUGACUGAAACGAAGGUUGGCUGACGGCUAAACCUGGCUAUUUUGCGAGCACCCCGUUUUAUAGUCCAAAGUUACCUGUCCCAUGUCAAGACGCGUCACUUGACAACUUUUUAAAUGUGUUUGAUUUAUUCUUGCCAAUUUAUGGGAUCAUCAAAGCCUGCCAUGGAAAAGCCUGGCAACAGGUCGUUUUGCGAAGUCAUGUUCCCCCGCUCUCGUGCCAGCCCCUAUUGCGAUUUUAACGUACUUUUGCAUAGUUAUUCGCUUAGGACGUCGUUUUUAUGCUCUUCUGGACCACCUCACAUUCAGAUCCCCUGGUCUUACUCCACGCCCUGCGAAGGUAGACAGAGUUAACACAGCCAAUAUGACGGCCACAUUCCCACUCUUUAUUAGACAUCAUGCCGUGUUCCAUGUGGCGCAUUUGCGUUAAUGCAACUCAUGGCUUCCUUUGAAAACUUGUCCUUCAGCCAUCAGAAAGACAUGACCGACAGAAUAGGGUAUCAGGAGAUUAAGUAAAGAAGCAGUUUGCCUUCUGACGGCCAUGAACCACGUACCUCCCGAUUAUACAAAGCGCUCUAACUACUGAACUACAGCCUUCAAAUCCGAGUUGUGUGAAUUAGCCGGUUUUUUAGUUUUUUUUGGCUGCAAUUGAUGUUGCUGUUUUUCUUUCAAUACAAAUACUACUCCAAAAAGCCUAUGUUGUGCUUAAUCAGUCACAGGUACCUUGAAAUCGUCUGAAAUGGUGAAAAUGGCAAGUCAGCCAACAGAUUAAGUAGCUGGGAGACUCGAACAACUGGAAAACAGAUAGCUUCUGCAGUUGAAAUCUGCUACAACUUCGGGGAACUUACCACUAUCCCUGUCUGCGACUUCCUGUAGUUACUCUGUUUCGAAAGCCGAGUUUCGUUUUUGCAUAAAUUUUCAAGUCAUCCAACAAACAUAACUCCAACAUGUGUACUUUGUUUGCCUGUAGCUUGGCCGCUUUGCUGUUUGUGUGCUUUGAUUUUUGGCUCUUCAGUCGGGGGCUGAUUUUCAACAAUAAACUAAGAUUAAUGGGGAUUGCUUUUGCCGGUUUCCUGCUCGCGAAGGUCGAAAUGCCUGCUCCUUCGCGUAGUUUUUGUUGUGAAGUCCUUGUUUUAAACGUCUUUUUACCCCUAACAAGGGCAGAAUGAUAUCUCAAGCAGCAUCCUACCCUUUCUGUUAUUGCUUCUCCAUUAACUCCAUGAUAAGUUUAUUUAUGGUAGAACGACGCUCACCGAUCGUUUUUACAAAACUCACUCCUUCCGGGCUCUCUCGAGUCCAACCAGCAGCCUCGGGUGUCCCACACUUCGGGCUUGGGUAUGACUGGCUGACGACGGCUAACAAGCCAGAAAUGACCAUUCCAGUCUCCCUUGUCUUUGUUGGUAACACCAGGUUUAUUUAUGUUAAGCGGUGAUUAUUAAAUAGAAACUCGGAACCCAGAAGUCCCUUCUUGAACAUAACUAGAUAAUUAACAGUUGAUUAACUAGUGGAGUUUCCUACCUUCCCUCGUCUUCUGGGCCAGAAAUGCUUCCAAGUUAUGCGUUGUAACAUCCUGAAACUCGAACUAAGUAGUUGUUGAGCUCCUACGGUGUAGGUCAUUCUGGUUGCAAAGUUUCAGCUAUGUAGUGCUGUUUGGGUGUAUUUAAGUCCCAGAAACAGCUGCCUGCACACUUUAAGUCAUGGUUUGGCAAAAUUGUGGUGGUCUUCAUAAACGUGCCUCGACGGUUGGACUCUUUGGGGCUGCCUAUUGUCAAUUCACUGAUCUGUAACUUGCAGGAGCUUUCAAUGCAACCUUCUUUGUAAUCAUUCAACUGUCAUGGUAUCCCUUAUAAAUCUGCACACCUUCACGUGACUGAACACCUAGGUUUUCACCACUUGUUCUUUUGCAUACACACCCCUGUACGACUAGACUUGCAACUGACAAGCACCGUGGUAUUUUAACUGGCAAAUCCAUGUUGCGCCACAGCAAGGCCAUUCAGACAUUUUGCGGCCUAGUAUUACGUAGGCGCAACAGUCCACUUUCUGACGUAUUAACCCGCAAAUUGAUUAAAUUAAUUAGGCCAAAAUAAUUGACUUAUGCAAUCUUAAAGAAAACGUCGUAAAGAACUUAGCGAAAUUCUGGAAAAUGUCGUUAAAUACAUGACUGAGUUGUCUAUAAAUCAAAUAACGCACUCCCAUCCAAAAUGUUAUUUAGGGUCGGGAACUACUUAGUCAGGAUUGUGUCCUUGAUAUUGAGUACUGAAACGUGCUUCCGUUCUACGGACAAGGUACUUGGGGUGUGACAGCGCCUACUACAGUGUGAAUGGUGGCCGUCUAUCUGAAGUUCCAGACUCGCACGCUUACCUGUAGGAAGUCGCGAUCUCUGGUCAGCUUUUUUCCCCCACUAUAGCAGCUUUGCUCACAAAGAUGUACUUCGCCGUGGUACUAGACCUAAACGGGUCCAGUUCCUUUGGCACGCACUACUUAAAAGCGCUGAGGUCGCGUCAACAACCCGUCCGAUUUAGUCUACAGUUGGUUUGACUCGGACUUGCCAAGCCAGCUAUUCGUUCAUGCCCAUUCCAUGGCGUCUUGGCUGUCUCAAGAUUGAAAAAUGGAGAUUUUUGAAGGAGUGCGGUAAAUGCCGCCCGAGCCUGUUUCACCAUAAAUAUUCGCUCGCAGGUCACCGUUGCACCUCGGGCCAUCGGUGGUUCUCGUCGCCUGUGAUGGACAAACAAAAUACCACUGUGGCGGUCACCGGAUUCUUCCAAUAGGCCAGAUGUAACCAUCGUCCUAUCAGAAUGCGUACGAGGCAUUUAUUGUUUAGCCUCCAAGCACUGACCACCUGCCACAACCAAAAGGACACCGUCAAUGCCUCUGUCGUAUUUAUAUAAACUCUCUUAUCUUAGUCAGAGCUAUGUUCUUUCAGACACAGGUAGAUCAGCAAACUCGCGAUCUUAUCUGCUCGUCUUUGUUUGCGACUGGCAUAAUAAAUGCUGAACAGGCUCCCCUUGCGACCUCCAAAUUGACAGCGCUGGUUUGAAAUUCGACACCAAAAAUCUUUUACCAAAAUUUUUUGCCACGAACAUGCUUGCACCGUUGUUGCACACGGCUACUGACAGAAUUCGAGCGACUGGUCAGCUUCCACUCAGACUGACUGGGUCAUAAUCGUGUAGAGGAUACGCAUUUGGACGCGUGAAGGCAUGCUUUUGCCAAAUCUGCGAAGCCUCCUGUUCACGUCACGUUCUAGCAAGCACUUAUGCACUUCCUUUGACCGCACACGGAAAGGCCUUGCAUUGGCGGGUUAAAUGUCCUAAAAUUACAGUAUUUCAGUCCUGAAGAUGUCAGUCCGAUCUCACUGUGUAGCUCGAAAUAAGGGACCAACAGCAAGCAGUCGUUGCUGAGGUCAGUAGCCCGCCAAGCAGCUAGGUCUAUUCACAAAACCGUAGUGUUGCUUGCCCAGAACUUAAGAUUAAGUUUCUCAAUUAUUAUUUCUUCCACCGCUUCCACCAAGUAAUCAAGAACAAACGGCCAGCGUUGACGACACUUAACAUUCCGCCAAAUUGUCCGCGAUGUUAACAGCCAACUUCUCGUUCUGGCGACCAUUAACGAUAUAAAUGACAAUCUUUUCGUUGACGUGAACGCCCUUGACAGCCAGAUUUUGACGUCAAGCCUGCUUUUUUGCCUGCACAACUUAUGAAGUAUAUCGUGUCGGUCCCUCUUCAGGAGGAAAUGAUCACUGUAAGGCGAAGGCUGCACAGUAACGGAACGUUCGCGACUGAUGUCGGGGAUCCUUGUACUGGUUCUGUAUAUUCCUGUCUCUGAACGAACGUGGACAGGCGACAUCAAACCGAGCAAAUCUGGCUCGGCCAGUAUUAUGUGCGUCGUAAAUAAAGGGAGACCGGGUUAAAUGUAACACUCACCGCAGCAUGUGUAAUCAACAUCCCACGAGGUUCCUUACUGCCUUGAUUCACUGACGGUUCCGGUGUGCGCGUGCUGCCAGAUAAGACGCACCAAGCCAAAUUCAGCUUCUUUCGUGACUGCUAACCACCUUGCACUUCGACACGCCUUCAAACUGCGUUGCAUACGACAACAGUCAUUUGUUUCAUAAUUUCCUUUGCGACCUUUGACUCUGUUCGUCCAAAAUGCAUGCGACAGAUAGUAGAGAUAAACGGCUAAUGUGAUCAGGACAUACCGUCUAACCUGUCCGAUUUUUUACCGACUGAUAUAUGAUCGGCUAUUCGGGACGAACGCAUUUUCCAUUCUGUAGGGACUACAUCAUUGAAGUCCUUGUCCCUCUUCAGGCGUCGGACUGGCACCUGGAUACCAGCUGCCCAAUCUCGAUUGCACGGGCGCGAUGUAUUUGGUCACGACGGCAUACAGACUAUUCCCCUACGUAAAUGAGAUCGCCGAAUUAAUUGGUUUAUCCGCCAAUACUGUGUCAAUGAUUUUCUACCCGCCUCCUCCUAGAUGUUGUUAUUUUGGAUUGUCAGCAUGUUGGUAAAUAAAGCGGCUAUUGACGACGUCUAACAAGUGCGUACUGCCUGCAGAGUGGCUAAUAUCACGUCCCCCGUCCUCCACACACUUGCAUGCGCAAGAUGGGUCAUUGAUGAAUUUCGCGAAAAGUUUAUUCCUCAUCAAUGGCUAACGCUUCACUGUCAGGGCUUUCUCGAGAAAAAAUUUGAUUGGUGUCUUAGCCGAGACCGAUGAAGAUUUUGUAGAAGUUGAAACCCUUAUCGACGGUUGCCAAUGGAGCGUUGCCCACUUCGUCAUCUGUGGGUGUCGGAUCGUCUUCAGUUAGCCUAACAAAACCUCUUACCUCUGGGCUCAUCGACUGGUGACGUCAGCAUGGCCCAUAUCCCAGAAAAAAUGCGUUAGAUGAGCGUUGCCGUGCUAUUGCUCCAUUUGGUCAAAUUACGGUGUGCCACUUCGGAUUCGAAAGUGUCUUAACCCUAGAAAAAUCAGUUAAGGGGACCAUACUUUGCCCUGGUGACAACACAAAUGCUUUCUGAAGUCGGUGUUUUGCUAAAGUUCCACUUGCAUGUGUAUAUAUCCUUUUCUCUAGGUUGCCGAGCGCGCCUUAUACUACUGGAACAAUGAGUAUCUCGUGUCCCUUAUUGAAGAGAACAACGAAGUCCUGCUACCAAUCCUUUUCCCUUCCUUUUACCGCAUUUCUCGUGAGCACUGGAAUCAGACCAUUGUUGCUCUAGUUUACAACGUUCUAAAGACUUUCAUGGAGAUGAAUCCGGUGCUGUUUGAUGAACUUACAAAGAACUACAAAGCAGAGCGACAAAAGUAAGUGCACCUCUUUGUUUCUGUCUGAAAUUCUGUCGUUCUUUGGAUGCUUUCGAGUUCCAAUAAGACGCAUAUUACGCGCCUGCGUAUCAGAAUCGAGUGAAACCAAACAAUUUUCUAUGCAUAACUGGAGAUACUUCACCUCCCUGUUUUUGAGAAACGAAGAUAGCUGUCCGUGUUUAUGCGUUUGUAGCUACGACAUGCAAGCUCUAUAAGCGACAUGCUUUGUCCUGUUACAUUGAAGAUCACGCGUCUGGUCAAAAAAGAAUUCUACCACAUAAUAAACACCUUCAAGACACUGAAGGAGGAGUUAAAUUCUCUGGAACAAUCCGAAGUCCUUACUUUAUUUAUUGAAUUCGGCGCCCCGGUUUGAUCGUUGCGUGGCACACCCAUCUGAGGUAUCUGCUUAUGUCGAGUUUCCUGUAAUUUGUCCCCCAUGUGCAAAAGUGUGGCUUACUCAAUAAUUUGCUCACUACAUAUUUAUGAGCAUCUUAAUCAGUUUUCCGUCAUUUACGCCGACAGGUCCUAACAACUCUUACUGCAUAUUUCAGAGUUUCAUAUAAUAAGACGUCUAUUUCGUUACAAUGUUUUUGCUUGGGGGUUUGAAGCGUUGCUGGCUUAUAGAUGUACAGUCGAUCUGUGGGCACUCCGUUAAAUCCAGUGGACACGCCGGCCAAUGCAAAAUCUUAUUUUGGGAUUAUGUGAUUAAAGAAAAUGUCCCCUCGCACCGUCCUGUUAGAACCACAUGCUUGCAGGGCUAGCCUAUUCAGCCUCGGCUUGAUAGCAGCUGCUAUUGACUUGAUUAGCUAAAGUGACGUGGAUAGACAAGGCCAGAUGGCUAUGCCUGGACUUGGUCAACAGCAUUUAGCACAAUCGGUCUCCUGCCUCAGAAGGUCAGACCUGUGUUUGGGAUCGCCGUUAAUCGUGACUUAGUGGUAAAGUCAGUGUUCUUCAGCAUUUUUUGUUUGCCGCAAUCCCGAUUGUGAUUACAAUUGCACAUUUAAAAAGCAGUCCGUACGCAGCCGUCCAACCAACUUCUAAAUUUGGGUAACAUUUAAAACUAAGGACACUUUAGUGAGGCCCACGGACCACCAUACGAAGUAAACCUCGCUUCUUUGACCCCAGUCCAAACGAAGCGCCAGAAGUUCUUCCCACCCCACUACAUUCGGACAAUAUUUCCAUUUUACUCAUGCUUCUGCACUGUAGAUAAUUAAAGUCACAGUGUCAGGAUUAUGUCCGUUUGCGUUACGAUCCCGGAGAAGAAAGUGCUCUGUCCACCGAAUUCCAAGGGUUUAAGGUUUUACAUGGCUGCUAUGUUGUCGGUCUUUUUGCUAACAAGGGGAGGACUGUUUUGCGAAUAUGCAGAUGCGGAUUCCGUCCAGCGAUCGGGUAAAUCAGUUGACCCUACUGCCAUUUAACUGGGUACCACUGACCACAGCCUCCAGAGCAUGCGUAGGUUGCCCAAGCAACAAAAUGCCUGACUCAAAUGGUUGGUCCAUUGCCUCGGGUUCAAAUUUCUGGUCUUUCCACCCAGGCAGUGGGGAUGGCAAAUAUGGCGACAAAUGUGCUGGUAGUGGCCACUCCAGUCUGUGUUUUCUCUGUCUUUCACACGUCGCGGUUGACCCGAAGCAAUCAUCGGCCGAUGUAAAGUGGUGUCCUUGAUGUUGCAAGAUAUCGAAAGGGCAGAAUCCACGCCAUCGGAGAACUCUUUCCCUCUGUCAAAUUCGAACUGUCACACUUCAAAUUACCGUUGAUUACUGCCACAUCUACAUUAGAUGACGUGUUUUGCGAAGUAUGCGUUAAUUCACAUAAAAUUGAGGCAUACCCACAUGGAUCGACCAAAAGUCGCAACCAUCAGUGGAUGAUAUCCUGUUAAGUUAGAAAAGCACCAAAAGGAGUGUUACGUUGGCUAAAAGUCGGAAAUGCUAAGAAGUUGAAUAUUCGUGUCAAAUGAGCAAAGUUAAUUUGCAAAAGUACAUAAAGUCUUUCCACGCAAAGAACUGAGCAGAUAAAACAGUAUACGCUUCAUAAUGUCUGGGAUGACCUUUCUCGGAUAGUUUUCCAUGUAAGUAUCCCUCAAGAGUUAGUGCAAUAUGCAGCAUGGCAGCUAGUCAACUGCCUGCUGCUUGACUAUGUGUUACAAAACGGCGUUACGAGAAUCUGUCAAUUUUUCUGUUUUUGCGUUGUUCGAGGUGCAAUUGGCUGCGGUUUCCGCUUGAUUUCGCGGAUAAGGACGCCUGAGGAAUAAAAGGCUAUGUGCCGUAAGGUCAUCAGUGACAGAUACGAUUAUAAACAAAAUUGCCUGUGUAUCAAGAGGACUUUUUUGCACAAGACUUACUGUGCUCCCUCUGGCGACGGUGGAGUCCGACGAGUUUCUUGGUAUCUCUCAGAUGUCAGCAAGUACCCUGCUGUUUUCCGCUUUCUCAAUCCUCUGUCCGAAUUGAUAGGUUCUGCGGUUUGUGCUCAUUAGAACCUUCAAAAUAAGACAGUUUCUGAAAGAUUUUGCCUAAAUAGAAAGUUUUCAAACAUUAUUUUUAUCCAGACAAUGGUUUGGAUCAUAUUAUGUAGACUGACGCAAGCACGACACCUAAUCCUCUAAUGUGACUUCGACAACCAAAACUUGCGUUGAACAUGUCCUUGACCUGUUGAAGAACUCCAAUAAGUAAUCUCCUAAAAACGCUCUUUACUAUGGUAUAUGCUGAUAAGUGUUCGCGUCAUUUAUCUUUUUUCGAAGCAAAGUCGGGGAACAAUGAAACAUUUUGCUAACCUAUGCAUUACACGACAGAUAUUUACAAUAUUUCUGCCGCAAAUAACGAAACAGCUUUUCGUUAGAACCCCUUUCGUCACAGGCAUACUUCUAGGCUCUAGCACACGAUCUUUAAACAUCAUAUAGAGUGGGCACAUAGAUAGUAAAGUUUGUUUCAAACGGCCAACGUAGUGCCCGUUCCGUAUUUGCGAACACUAGGCCACGCAACAGGUGUCUUAGCGUAUGCUCAACAGUUAAAUGACCGCUUAAUGAUAGGCUUUCUCGCGUUAGCACGUGGAAUAUCUGCACAUGUCUGGAAAUUACGUUUUUUCAGAACAAAAGUUUUCCUGUGGCGUUAUCGCGGUAUUUUAGGGCUCAGAAGUACACAGCUUUACAAACUCGAGCUGUGGAGAAAAACCUGUUUCUCUGAAAGUAGUGUGUUUAUUCACAUCUUGCCGCACCUGAUCUACGCGGACUGAAAAAUGGAAUUGCGGCGGGGGGUUUGAUAAAUCUCUAUAGCCUAGAUUAAUGUCUAUUAGAAACAUGCACCAAUACGCAGACGUAAUCUAAAACCGCUAUUGACUUUGAAAAUCGCCUGAUUAUAAGAUAGCCUUGAUUUCCACUCAAAAUCGUAAAUUCUUCGGUUAACAGAAACAUUCUGUGCGAGAAAAAGACUUUCGGAACGCGUUAGGAGAACAAGUAAAAUACACAUCGUUCAGGCUGCCCUAAACUGAUCAUCUGGAUUACGGUCAUCAAGUUUCAUAAACUGCCUCACCUACUGUAAGGUACCAGCGGUCGCUGCCUGCUGUACGAACUUUGAGUCCGUCUGUUUGGGUGUAUCUCGAAUUCUUAAGUCUACGUACUAGUCCAAGUGCAUCUUCUGCGAUGACCUUGAAAAUAAUUCAUUUUUUGAUCACCUUGGCUGCUGUUACACUCGUUAGGCCAUACCACGCCAUAUCUCUGCAAAGGUACUCGUGGGCACUGUAAUGUGUUCAGUGUAGUCCAUGUUCACACUAGACAGACUACAGCGAAUAAUUUGUCAAAACAUGCUGAAGAACCAAGGAAGCCGUGAUAUACCACUCAUUCGGGUUUUUGCCUUUGUUGGAUUUAAUCACAGCACUUUUCUUGGUAUGCCAUCGUACAGCAUAGUCGAUCACAAAAGGGUCCAACGGGUAAGGUAAUAUGUGGCGGUAGAAUCGUACAAAACAAAGGACACUGUGCUGCCGAUGUCAACGGCUCUAUUCAAAGGCCUGACGAAGCCAGGAGUGCAUAUCCACACUGGCUUGGCCCUGACCACAAACAGCGUCGACUUCCCCCGUGCGUGUUUGAUGGGGAACCACCACCUGACCGUGGUUAACUGCCCAAUCCCCGCCCUCCUUUCGCCUGACGCACAGGUUUCUCACACUGAUCGAAUCAGACUUCAGGCACUUGCAUAUUCAUGUCCUUAAGAGUUGCUCUAAGAGGCAUUUUAAAAGUUAUCAUAGUCAGUCGUGUUAGGAGUUAAUUUUUAAGCCACAACUCUAGAGUGCCGUGACAAUUCGAUCCGUUGUAUUCACUGCACACGCGUCAACUUCCUGCUGGUCUCACCGCACUUCACCUAAACAAUGCGUUUGUCGUAAAUAUGGGCCUCGAAAAGCGUGGGUCGUAGAAUGACUCUUGUAUCCCAGGACAAAGGUGCAUGGUCGCUCGUGUACUGGUAAUCCCAAUUUCCCCACGUAUUUGCACUUGUUUUUUUGCAGAGAGCGGCGGAGAGAAAAGGAACGAGAUGAUCUCUGGAGGAAGCUCGAGCAACUGAACGUUACCGGUGCAGGUGACGACAACAGUGCCCCUGGGCUUUUAGAAAAUUCUGUAGACUCGACACCACCAAACAACGACCUUGUGAAUUCCUCAUCCCCUCUUCAGCAGGUUAUGACUACAAAAGUCUGA